Messenger RNA from Penicillium alfredii, 642 nucleotides. RefSeq names its product NUDIX hydrolase. Bases 1 to 642 code for a protein of 213 amino acids. Lineage: Eukaryota; Fungi; Ascomycota; Eurotiomycetes; Eurotiales; Aspergillaceae. The transcript has a single exon. The record is from RefSeq and is a predicted model, not a curated record.
AUGGCUUCUUACACUGUUGCGCCGCACCUCGAGUACUUCAACACCCCCCUCGCCUCAUUCACAGCUGCUCGGCCCGAAUUUGAGAGCUUCGGGGUCGGCGCGUACAUUUUCUCUCAUGAUGGGGCAUCCCCACUGCGGAUCCUACUGCUCCAACGCAGCCUGACCGACUCGAUGGGCGGGUUUUGGGAGGGCCCAGGAGGCGCCUACGAGCCCGGAGUAGACGAGACGUUGCUGGAUGGAGUGGUCCGUGAAGUCCUCGAGGAGACUGGGCUCCAUGUGUCUCGCAUUGUGGAACUGGUCGCCGUCGAUGGCUGGACGCACCAGCGCCGCAACGGGGCUCACAUUUGCAUCGCCAAAUACUCUUUUAUCGUUGAGGUUCACGAGGUCACUCGGUCAUCGCCCCAAGGAGAACCACAGUCGGUGACCUGGGGUGAUAUCCCCGUCCGCCUCGAGGCCAGCGAGCACCAGGCGUUCGAAUGGGCGACCGAAGCCGAUGUUCGCCAUUCAGUGCAGUCGGAUCAGGGCCGGUAUCAGUUUCCACUCCCCUUCGUGGGCCACCAAGCACCGAAUAUCCUACGGGCCUUUGAACUGUGGACAGAGCACCAAAAUCGAACACCGCAGCAUGGCGUCAUACAUGUAUGA